UCAGACAAAUUGAAUUCAUUAGUGGUUGACUAUUAUGGAUCCACCACCACCGUCCGGUGCAACAACGGCCGCCGUGGCCGCCGCCGCUAACUUUGCAGCGACCUCCAUGCAGCACAACAACUAUCAGGAUUCCGUAGAAUCCUCACCCCGGUCCCACAAUGCCGACUGGGAUGACCCUCUCCCGCCAGUUCCAGGCGCCAAGCUCCGCCUCAUGUGCAGCUAUGGCGGCCACAUUAUCCCUCGUCCUCACGAUAGGACCCUCUGCUACGUCGGCGGCGAGACCCGUAUUGUCAUUGUUGACCGUCAUUCCGCUCUUUCCGACCUCUGCAUUCGCCUCUCCCGAACCCUCCUUAAUGGCCGCUCAUUCACCCUUAAGUACCAGCUCCCUCACGAAGAUCUCGAUUCCUUGAUUUCAAUCGCGACGGAUGAGGAUCUGGAGAACAUGAUCGAAGAAUAUGACCGAAUCGCCAUGGCUUUGCCGCCAAAACCUUUGCGAAUCCGUUUGUUCCUCUUCUUCACCAAGCCUGAAACCGUGGCUUCUAUGGGUUCGUUGCUCGACGAUGCCAAACACGAAACGUGGUUUGUUGAUGCCCUAAAUAACUCCGCUGUGAUGAUUCCGAGAGGGCUUUCCGAUUCGGCUACCAUGGAGUGUAUGGUGAAUAUCGACGCGGAUCAUGGGAGUGAUUCGUGUAAUGAUUUGGAAAAUGAAGGUCGCGAUUCUCUAGGGCAUAUUGACAAACAGAUUGCGACGAACGGUAAUUCCGCCCAAGAUGUGCAAUCGAUUCCUGAUUCUCCUGCUGUGGAAAAUGGUUCUUCGUUUGGUUCGUCUUCUUCGGUACCGUCAAUGUCCAACUUGCCGCCGAUACGCGUCCAUGUAGAGGAGGUGGAGGGCAGAGUUCAAGAUCCGAAGGCGGGACUGGAGGAACAGUUUGGGCAGAUGAAUUUUGGCGUACCUCCAAUUCCAACGGCGUUGGCUGCUGCCGGAACUAUUCAAUCAGGUGCUAUUUCAAAUCAUGCGAAUGCUAAUCGGGCUUUUCCCGACAACGAGAGACCGGACCAGAUGGGCACGGUGGUGUAUCGGAAGCCUCCAUUGCCAUUGCAGACCUUGCAAAACAGGGCUGUUGCUGAUCCUGCCGUUAGCGGUGGUUUUAGUCUACCGUCGCCGGAUUCUGCUGCCAGCGAAAGUAGCAUAACAUUUGCAAAUUCUCAGUCCAAACCAAUGUAUUUUCAAGAUCAAAUCAUGAGAGACAACACAGUCCCAGCCAUUCCCAUUGCAGAAAGCGAUGGUUUCAUGGCAAGUCAACAAGUACCAAUUCAACAACACCUCCAUGACCCUGCCUAUGUAUUAACAUCACAAUUAGAUCAGAAGCAGCCACAACAACCGCAGCAAUUCAUCCACACCACCACCCAUUACAUCCAUCACCACCAUCCUGCAGGGGCCGGGCACGUCCCGGUUCAAUCGUAUUAUCAUCCUAUUUACACUCAAACACCAUCUCAACAGCAACAUCAUCAACCAAUCGAUCAGCAAUACUCGGUGUAUCUAAUGCCGAUAACGCAGGCUCAACCAACCUACAACAUGUCUGUGCAAUCUAGCCCUGCUGAGACUUCAAUGGCUGCACCCAACUGGCAGGCAUCUGCUAGUCCUUCCAUUGUCCCUUCCCCAGUUAUCUAUAAUGAUAGUAAUCAACCGUCCCUGUAUCCUCAGAAAGUUACAGCAGCUAUGCCUGAAAUGGCGGGGAGUGUGUACAGAACUGCGGUGACAUCGACUCCUUCUCCCUUAUUACAGGUUCCUCACAACCAGUUCCAGCAACCUUACAUGGGUCUUCCCCAAAUGAACUAUCCAUCUCAGUCGAUAGCGGUCACUCCCGCUCCGUCGAGCACUGCUAAUUAUGGUUAUGAUUACACUAAUGCUCCAGUGCAGAACAUCCCUGCGGCUACCCUGAUGGCUUCUCAGUACCAAGCUAUGACACAGGCAGCAGCGGUGGCUCUAUCAGAUGCUUCUAGGCUUCUUCCUGCAGAUGGUACACAGCAGCAGAUCAGCAACUCAUAGGAAGAACGCGCUAAUCAUCAGGUAAGACAAGAAAAAUGUGUUGUGUUGUGUUUUGUUUGGCCUUCUUCCCCAAAUCAUUUUUAAGCUAUACUUAAUAGUAUUCAUGUCAUUCCAUUGAAUAUGAAUAAUGCAAGCAACUCUAUUCUCGUUGCUGUAUCUUGUGCUUUGAACUGAGAAAUGAACGACGGGUAUCAUUGUUGAAAAUUUU
Molecule: messenger RNA, 2258 nt
Organism: Cucurbita pepo subsp. pepo (vegetable marrow)
Lineage: Eukaryota; Viridiplantae; Streptophyta; Magnoliopsida; Cucurbitales; Cucurbitaceae
Molecular function (GO): protein binding
Source: RefSeq, a predicted model, not a curated record